Toxoplasma gondii ME49 is the source of this 5038-nucleotide messenger RNA. RefSeq names its product tetratricopeptide repeat-containing protein. The coding region runs from base 1 to 5034 and encodes 1677 amino acids. Lineage: Eukaryota; Apicomplexa; Conoidasida; Eucoccidiorida; Sarcocystidae. Gene Ontology annotation, molecular function: protein binding. The record is from RefSeq and is a predicted model, not a curated record. The transcript is spliced from 2 exons.
AUGGGGCCGGUCUCCCAGCUGUACCGACACCUGAAGCUCCACAGUCCUGAGACCGCGGUCGAGCUGCGAGCGGUUCUCGAGAAGUUUCUGUUGAAACAGAGCGACUCGAACGGUCAAUCUUCCCGAAACCCCGGGACACACAUCGAUCAGUCGAAGCGUCGCGAAGCGACUGAACAUGACGACACAGACCUCCUUGCCAUGUUCCUGUCUGCUUCAGCGCAAGAGGCAGGACCUCUGCUCCGGCGUGUCUUCCUUUUGGCCUGCUUGCCACCUUCGUUGCUGUUGCCAGCAACCGUUCCGCCACGUUCCUCUGUCGAUCCGCUAGCUGAACAAUCCAAACAAGUAAAGCAUUUAGACUCUCAGUUAGGUCAACUCGUUUCAAAUGCAGAAACGAUACGGCAUUUAUCGGCGUCUGUCCUAGAAACGGCAGUUUCUGCAAGUCUGCCGAUGAACACGCAGAUGUGCAUUCGCUGGAACUUCUUGCGGAAGUCCAGCUCUAUCAGUGCCGCGUUGAGACGCCUUGGAAAUACGUUUUUAGGUGCGGAAAAUCCUCGUCUCGCCAUUGCCGCUUACACUGCUUCCCUCCGUUUCCUGUCGCACAUGAGCGACGCGACACAACCGCAUGCGGGACAGCUUCCUGCUUCUUGUCGCGAUUCAGCCGUCGUUCUGUCAAACCGAAGCGCAGCUCACCUCCGACUGGGAAACGCACAGGCCGCGCUGCGCGAUGGGACCGCUGCGAUCAGAUUCGAUUCUUCGUAUCCCAAAGCGUGGUUUCGCCGGGCCUCUGCAUGCGCGGCUCUCGUGAAAGGUCUGAAGUUUCGGAUUGCUCAGCUUCCCGCGGCUCUCGACCAGUGCUCGCGACGGAGCGAGGCCCGCGUUCGGUCCCCAGAACGUGCUCUGUCGGAAGAGAUCCGACAGCAAGCACGCCUGCUGGAGGAAGCUGUGGCGCAACUAAAGAAAGAAGCCGCAUACGCGUCAAGUGUCUGUGCUGCCCUUCGGGAACGCGAAGAGACUAAACGCAACUCCGAGACCCUCCCUGACGAAUCUCAAGGCGCCGCGGUCGAACUAACUGCCUCCUUGGACCGACCUUUACUGCAGAGCAGUGUAGCCACCGGUCUCCAAGGAGACGACAACUCGACUUUUGGGGCUUGCCGAUGCAUGCAUGCGAGACCAUCUGAAAUUCUCGAGGAGUACAGGCCAAGCCAUCGAAGUAGCCACAGAGAAAGGAACUCCAGGCACGGUCAGGCACAGUCCGGCAGCCUUUCGGAGGAGGCCAGCCUUUCAGAGUGUCGUCAAGAAAAAUUGACUUCAUUAGGAAAGCAGAACACUCACAUUGACGGCGAUACAUGCUCACUGCAGCUGGAACAGACGCCGGCAACCAGUCCAUAUCUGAAGUAUCUACACCCGCAACUGAGUGUGAAUGGGGAUGAGGCGACAGAUGGCCGUGGAGUCAUGCUGUCGCUUUCGAGUGAACAUUGUUCCAAGCGAACCGUUAACAAGAAGCGGGUCCAGACCGGAACAUCCGACGCAUGUUUUUCAAACAUCUCACCGCCAGAACCCCAGGUGCUCCUGCGCGAAUACCCCGUCGCUUCCUACUGUUCGCCGUCAGAGAAUUCGCCUCUGCCUCCUCUACUUGCGUUAGGGAGGAGCGAGGAUCUCGGCCAACUGUGGGAAGACUUUAUCAGCGACUCACUGUCUUCCUGUGGGUGGAAAGCCGUCUGCGCGGGCUGUUUCACUCUCGCUGACACUUGCUGGCAGGUUGACGAUGGAGACUGUCUUUAUGACAAUGACGAUGUGAUGCCAAACCGCCUCUGCUCUGCCGUCACUCUCACCACGCCUUGUGCCUUCUGCACCUCGGUUUUAUUCUGCUGCAUCGAGUGUAGGGACCUCUCCCACCAUGUUGUUGCCUGUCGCCGGAGUUUCGGGGCUUCGAAUAUACAGGAAACUGCUGGUCAACUGGAGUCUAACACACGGGCAACUAAUGGUGAAACAGCUUCUUUGAAAGAUCAUGCAACUAAUAGCCACAGAGCUGCUUUGUCUCGGAACAACGUGCCUGCUGCCAGUCCUGAUUGUGUUUUCGCACAGGUAGAAAGUGCAUCCACUGCCAUCUUUGACUGCAUAGAGCAGGCCGUUCUGAGUAUCAUCGAAUCUGCUUGUUCUCCAUACAGAGAUCCGCGGAGGAGUGAAGCAAUGGGCAUGCGGGCUGCUAAAGAUUGUCCUGCAGCUGCGUGUCGUGCUAGUUCCUGCCAGAAGAAUGAACUGCACAGUUCGACCGAAAUGUGUGCUGAAGUUGCCGAGUCUGCGGCAGAACGGUCUCAGGUGCUGAUCCAAGAAGCUGGCGUCGCACGAGAGAAAGUUGUGUCCACCAUCCUUCAAGCUACUGCACUCAAAGGUGACUGUUCAUCGGUAAAAACAGAAAAUGAGAAGGCAGGAGGAAAACGGGAAUUCCUUGUCCCUGCACGGGCACAGAACUGUUCAAGUGCCAACAUUUCACACAUUUUGCUUGCCGGGGCGAUCUCUAGUGCAGACGCGGUCAAAGGGAACAGAAGAGAGGUGGAGGCUUCUGCUCAUCCUUCUACCUACGAGGCAAGGUCCUCUGAAGGCCAGGCCAGCUUCAUGAAUUUGCAUGUGUCCCGUACAGCAGGUGGGUGUCUUGAGGACAGCACGCGUCAUGUCGCAAGGCAAAUAAUGGGGUUUUAUAUGAGUUUUAUGCCUCGUAAGGACUGUGAAAUUCAUGCAUUUGCAUCUCCCAGGGGCUGUGAGAAAACUACCACUAGGCCCUGCGUAUCCAGUCGAGGGGAAGCAGCCGAAGCCUUGACCUAUCUCGUUCCCCCUGUCAGGUGUUCGGCCUCGGAGAAAGCUUCCUUGGCAAGCUGUUCGUGGGCCGCUUCUCGCAUGCACUCUCUCGCCUGGCAUUUGCCACGCGAUCCAGAGACUUUAUGUGAUUUCGUCGUCAAUGCUGUCUGGAUUGCUGGAGAGUAUUUCUUCAGUCACUCUUCGAGUUUUGGAGGGAUGAGAGGACCAGCGGAAGCGAGAGGGGUCGGAGAGGCACAGACACAGGCGGGGCUGGCAUUCUCGGACGACAUCCAGAAAGGACAAGACAGAUCGAUGGACUGCUUCACCGGCGACACAGGGACGCUUCUUCUCAGGGCAGCACUUCGGGCAUAUGGGGCUGUUUGGAGCAACUCUUUUGGUCUUUCUCUAGUGCUGGACGAGAGUGACAGUGAUUGGAGCCUCGGUCGCGGUUUGUAUCUCUACGCCUCGCAGUUCAAUCACUCCUGCCUUCCUAACGCGCUUGCGGUGUUUGGCACCCGCGGGAGAGAACCGAAAGAAAAACAAGUGUCUCACAUAAAAGGCGACUGGGGUGGAACAGAAGUUUCAACUCAAAGACACAGCGACCCAUUCGUUACCGGGUGCCCCAUAGAAGUUCGUCUUUGCAAAGAAGAAAAUACUACGAAUCGAGACAACUGCGGGAAGAACCGUUCUAAAAUAGAAAUCACGCUGUCUUACGGGCCCCUUGCUGGACGAGGACGCAACGGGUGGAAAGAAAGACAGACUCUGCUCCGAACCGAGGCGUUGUUUCAGUGUCUGUGCAAGGUUUGCACAACGUGGCCGGCCGUAGUGGAGUUCGGAGGCUCUGACAACGCUCUCGGGUGUGGCAGCCAUUUCCUGCCUCUCCACCCCGACUUUUUUGGAGGCCUCCCCUGUCCUCGAUGCACCAGCAAUCCAGCCACCUGGGAAAAAGUUACCAAGGUAGCAGCACUCUCCGUUGACUGGGCGACGGGUUUCCCAAAAUCUGACGGAAGAACAGCGAAAUCUCUGAAGUAUUUGAAUCUUGGCGGUCGAAUACCUCAAAAGGACGCUCUUUUAGAUGCAGUGCGUGCCUUGAUGUUAGACAGAGAGGAUCGGCGAAUGCAAAAACGCAUGUGGGCCGUGCAAGGCUCACCACAGCAGGGCCACGCUUCUCACCGACAGUCGGCUUUUUCGCUAGCAGACGUAGAACGAGGUUUCCAUGGAGUAGCCGCGUUGAAGGGGGGACCUUUCCUGCUUCGUACGCUUGUCACGGCCAUGAAAAGAGCGACGAAUGUUGCGACAGGCAACAAGGAAAGCAGGGAAGCAGUCGCUAAUGCGAUAUAUUCACGGGAAAACAUUCCGGGGUCCCCUGAGAGAGUGCAUGCAUUGGCAACAGACUCGUUCACGCGCUGUACGGAUUCGGCGACUUUAGCGCUUCUGGGGCACUCUUGCGUGGCCGUGCCUUCAUGCGAUAGUCGCCACGGAGGUCCCGUGUGGCGGUGUGUCUGCUGUAAACACAUGUGGACGGGAGGAAGAGAAGUGUCUCGGUCUUUUGAGGAGCCGCGAUCUGCCAUUCUCCGCCGCAUUUUUGCGGCACGCUCUGCUGUCCAGAAGGCACUUCGGUUUUUCGCGAGAAAACCGCGGUCUUCGCCUCCAGAGAGGAACGAACGGGUCAGGAAAAGGGAGCAAACCGUUCGUGGAGAGUUGAGUGUAGCCACAGUCCAGCAUUUGCUCGAUGAGCUUUUGCUUGACGCUGUUAGAACAACCGGACAGCUGUCACACGAAGUCUGUGAGGUCCUCGACCUUCGAGCUAUGCUUGAGAGCGGGUGUGCACACUCGCCGUUUAGCUGCGACGGUAAUUCGUGGGAAGAGAGCGGAUGGACAAAGGCACCAUGCGCCGCUUCUGCGAACAAAGAGGCCUCGAAGUGCGAGCCGGAUUUUGCGAAUGACUUGACAAAUGGGGAGGGAAGUCACGCAGCCGCGUUCGAGGCGCUUCUCGGCGCCGUGUGGGUCCUUUCCUUGCGGUACGAAUUGGGCUGGGCACAACCAGAGGUGUGUGUAGAGUUGUACAAAUGUGCCUGUUUAGCAGGGAACGCUGGCGCGAUGGCAGAAGCCACGCUUCUCACUCUGGCAGCUGAAACGUCCGCGACCAGAUGCUAUGGCGUGCACCAUCGCAUUUCACAGAUGGUCCGCAACUUGAGGGAAGCUCUGCCCACUCCAGACAACGGUGUUUUGUCCUAACUGU